CGCUAUUAAAGUAGAAGGUAAAUGUCGACCGACGCUGUGAAGAUGGCCCAGUGGCUGUUUGUGCUUGUUCUGGCCACACUUUUCAACAGCUCCUUCCAACAAGCCAGUAGAAUCCGGUUGGUGGGAGGGUCAGGACCGCACGAAGGUCGUGUGGAGGUUCGGCCGUCCUACAGUUACAGCUGGGGGACGGUUUGUGAUGACAGAUUCGGUAUGGAUGACGCCAGGGUUGUCUGCAGGAUGCUGGGAUAUACUAAAGCUUCGGCAUAUCGUGGCUCAGCGUAUUAUGGACAAGGUUCAGGUGACAUCUACAUGGAUGAGCUAAGGUGCAGUGGGACGGAGAGUAGCCUGUUUAGCUGCCCGUACCGAGGAUGGGGAGUGAAUGACUGUACUCACAGUGAAGACGUCGGCGUCGUCUGUUACCCCUCUACCCUUCUCCCUACCCCUAGACCUGACAAUGGUUGCCCGUCAGUCCGUAUAUCUGGGUCGUCUUCGGUCCAGUCUGACCGGAUGACAACCUACACAAUGACAGGACAGCUUCGCAAUGGUCGACCGGUGUACAGAUCCUCACGGGGUGACUAUCUGUUCUUCUACCAAUCGGAUGAUAGCUGGCACGUUGGUCCCCAGUUGGGGACUGAUUAUAUAGGAAUGUACGUGGACGACAUCAGCAUCAACGCAGAAGAUAUUUCUGGGACCUGGUAUCUUUUCGACGGCACCAAUUUUAUACCAUACAUUCCCGUUCGAGUGACUUGCGCCAACGUCAAUAUCAGAGUCCGGUUGGUGGGAGGGUCAGGACCGCAAGAAGGUCGUGUGGUGGUUCGGUUAUCCAACAGCUAUACCUGGGGGACCGUUUGUGACGACAGAUUCGGCAUGAAUGACGCCGCGGUUGUCUGUAGGAUGUUGGGAUAUUCCGGAGCCUCGGCAUAUCAUGGUUCGGCGUAUUAUGGACGAGGCUCAGGUAGCAUCUACAUUGAUGAGCUAGGGUGCAGUGGGAAGGAGAGUAGCCUGUUUGACUGCCCGUACCGAGGAUGGGGAGUGCAUAACUGUGAUCACGGUGAUGACGUCGGUGUCGUCUGUUACUCUUCUGCCAACAGAACCCGGUUGGUCGGAGGAUCUGGACCGCACGAAGGCCGCGUGGAGGUUCGGCUAUCCACCGGCUACAACUGGGGGACCGUUUGUGACGACUCAUUCGGCAUGAACGACGCUGGGGUUGUCUGUAAAAUGCUGGGAUAUACGGGAGCGUCAGCAUAUCAUGGCUCAGCGUAUUAUGGACGAGGCUCUGGGAACAUCUACAUGGAUGACCUAAGGUGCACAGGGACGGAGACUAUCCUGUUUGACUGCCCCUACUCUGGGUGGGGAAAUCAUAACUGCGAUCACGGUGAUGACGUCGGCGUCGUCUGUUACUCUUCUUCCGGUGUGACAUCAGGGCUCAGUACUGGAGCUAUCGUUGGCAUCUCUGUCGGGGCCAUCUCGGCUGUGGUGUUGAUCAUAGUCAUAUCCUGCUGUUGCCGCUGCAAGAAAAGUGCACCUGUAGCGACCACGUCACCCAGCAGUCCGCCUACAGGUACCGCCAACCCCGCCUUCACACCCCCGCCAGCCGGGCCUCCACCGGCGUACUCACCCCCCGUACAGCCACCGCCAGACGGGCUGGUGUUCGUCCGUGUAGUGCGCAUCCAGUAACAGCAAAGGACUACAGAUAAUCAGAUGAAGCGGUCAGGGUUAUUUUGUUGGCAUUAAGCGGCCUUUCGUGCGUUUCUACGUCUGUUUAGUGACAAGGUAGCCAAAUACAAUCUAACCUAUACGUUGUUUAAAGCGAUGUUUGUUGAAUAUCAUACGACACCAUGUCUUCAUAUUUACCAACGCCAUGUAUAACGUUAAAACCUUUGUGUGCUGUAUUUCCUAGUUUUGUAUUGAAGACUUUUAUGCUUA
Branchiostoma belcheri (Belcher's lancelet) is the source of this 1926-nucleotide messenger RNA. RefSeq names its product deleted in malignant brain tumors 1 protein-like. Lineage: Eukaryota; Metazoa; Chordata; Leptocardii; Amphioxiformes; Branchiostomatidae. The coding region runs from base 22 to 1677 and encodes 551 amino acids. The record is from RefSeq and is a predicted model, not a curated record. Gene Ontology annotation, cellular component: membrane. The transcript is spliced from 9 exons.